This is a messenger RNA of Radiomyces spectabilis, 791 nucleotides long. RefSeq lists its product as uncharacterized. Bases 335 to 505 code for a protein of 56 amino acids. Lineage: Eukaryota; Fungi; Mucoromycota; Mucoromycetes; Mucorales; Radiomycetaceae. The transcript is spliced from 2 exons. The record is from RefSeq and is a predicted model, not a curated record.
CUUUUAUCUUUGGUUUCUUUUACCUUCAUAUACAUAUCCGAUAAGUUUUCAGUUCAACUGCUAUUUAUGAAUAUAAUUUGUGCAAGUUGCCGUCAACCAGGCCAUGCUCGCUCUACUCACCGUGAGUCUCCUUUGAAUUCAAACCGUUCGUAUUCAGUGCAACCACCGUCUAUGGAUAUAGUUUGUGCAAGCUGCCGUCAAUCAGGUCACGCUCGCUGACUCAUCGUGAAUGCCCUUUGAUUUCAAGCCAUUCACAGCGAGCAUUUCAACCUUAUACAGAUAUGGUUAGGGGAAGUAAUAUCAGGAGGAUGUUCCUCACCCAAAAAAAUUCAAUAUGUGCUGCUGUCAGGGCAAAGUUAUGCUUCCACUAUUGAGUCCUACUCCUCCAAUAUUAGUUGAACUGCUCCGGUCUGAUAGUCAACAUGCAAAGGACUUUCGAAAAAAUAUUCGAAGUUAUAACAGUGCGCUCAGUCUCACGUCUACGGGAGUAAAUUUUCAGUAUUAAAUAACCGAAGAGGCGCCUAUUGUUUCCGCAUCCAUGGAGCCAUAUACCAUCAAAUUGGUAGUCUUUUCCCACCACGAAAUGAUCUUCAACCUGCUUUUAGUCAAAUUUACGUCAUGAUGCAGCCAAUGAAUGAAAGUGAAUUUGAUAUUGAAUGUGAUUGCUCACGCUUAUUCUUAGAUGUACAAAUCAAAAAUGUAAACAUGAUCAUGGUUAUAAAUUAUGGAAUCGCGAGCAAGAUCUUGUUUGGCCACCGAGAGAAUAACGAAAGGCCGACACUUUUCAAGAG